Sphaeramia orbicularis (orbiculate cardinalfish) is the source of this 1907-nucleotide messenger RNA. RefSeq names its product sterile alpha motif domain containing 8 (gene samd8b). Gene Ontology annotation, molecular function: ceramide cholinephosphotransferase activity; sphingomyelin synthase activity; protein binding. NCBI's taxonomy places the organism in Eukaryota, Metazoa, Chordata, Actinopteri, Kurtiformes, Apogonidae. Gene Ontology annotation, cellular component: Golgi membrane; endoplasmic reticulum membrane; plasma membrane. Gene Ontology annotation, biological process: ceramide biosynthetic process. The coding region runs from base 198 to 1424 and encodes 408 amino acids. The transcript is spliced from 6 exons. The record is from RefSeq and is a predicted model, not a curated record.
GUACAUUACCUCUGUGUUGACAACAGUAAUGCUAACCACCGCGAAAGCAGGGCGAAAUGAUUUCGAACGAGCCUGUGUUUUUACAUCAAACGCUAACACUCCAGACUUUUGUGACAUGCCGUAUAGCUAGCUAAAUGACCAAAUAAGUUUCUAUAUCUUCUGUUACAUCUCAUUCCGGUUUGCAGAGUGAGGAGGAAAUGACCCAGCUGAGUGUCCGACGCUGGACGCCCAAACACGUCGCCAAGUGGCUGAAGGAGGAGGGUUUCUGUGACUAUGUGGACCUGCUGUGCAACAAACACCGGCUGGACGGGACCAGCCUGCUGGCCCUCAGCGAGUACGACCUGCGAUCUCCUCCUCUGGAGCUCAAAGUUCUGGGCGACAUCAAACGGCUGAUGGUAUCAAUCCGCAAACUUCAGAAGCAGAAUAUCGAUGUGCUGGAGGAGCUGGGUCUGCCCUUUGACGGUCACUCACCAACAGGAUCUGGAGGUAGUUUGGACUGGCUCUGUAAUGGAGACUCAGGAAGAGACUGUGACAGCACCGACACGGCGCCGGUGGGAGAGGAGUACCACCAGUACACCAAUGGGAAGUACAAGCAGCAAACCAGGCGCCUGGACCCGGAGUAUUGGAAGACGGUGCUGAGCUCCGUCUAUGUGGUGUUUGUGUUCGGGUUCACGUCCUUUGUGAUGGUGAUAGUACAUGAGAGGGUGCCUGAUAUGCGCACAUAUCCACCACUGCCAGAUAUUUUCUUAGACAGUGUGCCUAGAAUACCGUGGGCCUUUGCCAUGGCUGAAGCCUGUGGAGUGAUCCUUUGUAACAUCUGGCUGCUGGUUCUGCUUUUGCACAAACACAGGUCGAUUCUUUUGCGGCGCAUGUGCAGCCUGAUGGGGACGGUGUUUAUGCUGCGAUGCGUCACCAUGUUUGUCACAUCGCUGUCGGUGCCAGGACAACACCUGCAGUGCUCUGGAAAGAUGUACGGUGACAUGUGGGCCAAACUACAGCGCGCCGUGGCCAUAUGGAGCGGCUUCGGGAUGACCCUGACAGGCGUACACACGUGUGGUGAUUAUAUGUUCAGCGGACACACUGUGGUCCUGACCAUGCUCAACUUCUUUGUUACGGAGUACACUCCACGGAGCUGGAACUUCAUCCACACUCUGUCCUGGGUCCUCAACCUGUUCGGUAUCUUCUUCAUCUUGGCGGCACACGAACACUACUCCAUCGACGUCUUCAUCGCCUUCUACAUCACCACCAGACUCUUCCUGUACUACCACACCCUCGCCAACACCCGGGCCUACCAGCAGAGCCGGCGAGCUCGCAUCUGGUUCCCUAUGUUCUCCUUCUUCGAGUGCAACGUCAACGGGCCCGUCCCCAACGAGUACUGCUGGCCUUUCUCCAGACCCACCAUGAUGAGGAGGUUGAUCGGGUAAGAAACAGACACCGCGGCACCGAUACUAAAAGCUUCGCCGCUGCUGUUGGGUCUGUUUUAAGUCUAGUUGCCAACGGAGGCUUUGUGUGAUAUCCUGUUUGACUGGUGUGAUUCUGAAACACAGAGCCGUAGCCUCAUAUUCUGGGGCUUAGCUCCUCGCCUGCUUUCCUUGUCACCGUUUUUAGGUGGAUUAAACAAAAUCCAUAAAACCCCGCAAAGUUUCUUAUGAGCCUCAAGGCUUGAUUUGAAAGUCGAACAUACAGUUUGGCAUUUUAAUAGUAGCUCAUUUUCCCUCUAAAGCUGGACACACACCGAGAGAUUAAGACUGGACACAUCACACACACUUAAAGAUUAAGAAUGGACACAACACACACACAUAAUAACUAAGACUGGGCACAACACACACACAUUAAUGACUGAGACUGGGCACAACACACACAUAAAACGACAAAAACUAGACACAACACACACAUAAAAUGACAAA